UUCGAAUAAACUUUAUAUUCACAAUAUCAUUCAAGAUGUCGUUCAACUUUGGCAGUACGAGCACAUUUGGCGGGCAAAAUAAACCAUCUUUCGGUGGAUUUGGUUCUACCUCAACUGGGACAUCAGGAUUUUCCUUUGGUAGUACAACUAAAACAACUGCACCUACUCUUGGCUUUGGGACUUCUACAGCCACCACCACGAGCAGCUCUGCAUUUGGAUUUGGGAUCAAACCCAUAGGAACAGCUACAACCAGUACUGGUGGAGGCUUUGGCUUUGGGAGUGGUGGGCUUGGUGGAAAUACUCAGACAACUAGCAGUGCAUCUGGAUUCAACUUUGGAACAUCUACAAGCACAGGAGGGUUCGGUGCCAAGCCAGGAGGAUCAUCUCUCUUUGGUGGGGGUGGCUUUGGUCAAACUGCUACCUCUAGCUCUAGCCUCAAGUUUGGUUUUGGUGGUCUUAACACAGGAACAACAACUACAAGUGGAUUAGGUACUGGAUUUGGUGCUCAGCCUCAGCAGCAGCAGCAACAACAACAACUAGGUGUUGACAACAACCUUGUUCUGCUCGCUGCUGCUCUAUCUGUACCCAGUAUCUAUGGAGAUGAAAGGGAUAACCUACUAGCCAAAUGGAAUCAACUUCAGGCAUUCUGGGGGACCGGUAGUGGGUUUGUCAAUCAGAAUACCACAGUCAACUUCACUCCAGAAAACCCCUUCUGUAGAUUCAAGACGGUUGGCUAUAGCGUCAAGCCGACAGCAAAGACAAAAGAUGGUCUGGUUGUCUUACACUUCAAGAAGAAAGACACUGAAAUCAGGGCUCAGCAACAACAGCUGGUAGAUUCACUCUACAGGAUCAUGGGCAGUAAACCAACUCUGUCUGUAUGCGUAGAGGAUGUCAGACCCCUUCCUGAUGAUAAAUCGGAGGUAGUGAUCUACAUCUUGGAACGUCUUCCUACUGGUGCUACCAAACGCAUCCCAUCAACAGAAACCUUUGCCUUCUUGAACAACGCUAAGAUCAAGCAACAGCUUGGUAGUUUGGGGGUUGUUCACAUGCAACCAAGACAAGCAUUGACACAGACUCAGUUAGAGAACUACCUCCAGAAUCCUCCUCUAGGUUAUGACCCAAGACUAUGGAGGCAAGCUCAGCUUGAUAAUCCUGAUCCAGAUAGGCUGAUCCCAGUCCCACUUGUUGGAUUUGAUGUAAUCAAGACAAGAUUAGAAUAUCAGCAGCAAGAGACACAACAGCAUCAAGCAAGACUGGAUCUUGUAAGCAAAGACUUGGAAAAAUUGCAAGAGCAGCAGGACACAUUGCAGGCGAGGAUAGCAGAGAAUAAGAGAAGACAUCUAGAAUUAUCACAUAGAGUUUUACAGGUCAUGGCUCGACAGGAGGUCCAGAGAAAACAAGGAGUGUCCAUUCAGUUAGAGGAGGAGCAUCUUAGAACACAGCUUGAGGGACUGAUGGCAGAGUUAAAUGCACCAACCCAGAUGAAGGCUCGUCUGAAUGAGAUGUUAUCCCAGAUCCGUUUGCAGAGUCACCUUCCAUUCAGUCGUAAUAGUGAGCAGUAUUCUAUUGAUUCUGAUCUCCAGUAUGAAAUUAGACAGCAUCUGAAACAACAACAAGAAGGUAUCAGCCAUCUUGUGGGUAUCAUCAAAGAAGACUUGGAAGAUUUAAAACUCAUUGAGAGAGGGUUGGAAGAAGCAACCAGUUGAUCAUACAUCAAUAUUGACUCAAAUUUCAAUGGACUCUUAAAUCUAAACCGUAGUGGACCACUCUUAUGUUUAAUAUGACUAGAUGGAGGUUGACAAGAGAUGCAGCUUGUGAGGAACUGUUUGUAAGCUAUCAAUUUGCAAGCUUUCUAGUGGACUGCAAUGUAUUGGGUAAUUUUUUGAAGCAGUUGACAAAGCAUACAGUGGUAUAUUUGUGGUGGGUUUCACAUGACCACAUUUAAUAGCUCAUUGAUGUCAUCUGUAUGCAUGCUUUCAUGGCUGAACUGAAGCAAGGCCGACACCGAAUUUGGUGCAAGUGACUGUACAUGUGAUUAUAUGCUGCAUGAAUAUAAUGUGGUUACUUGGGGAAUUAAUCUUCUAUAAUUUUGAAUGAAAGGAAAUCACAGACUCCCUGCUUGCAGAAUCAAGCCAAUUGAGAACACUUUGUGACUUACAUGUAUAAUGUGGUGUUUCGUAUAGUGCUUAUUCAUAGACAUGUCACAGUCUGUGGGUGACUAGCAAAACAAGGAUGAACAGGUUCAAGAAAUCUGCUACAAGCGAUGAGUUAGUUGAUGCCCACUGCUUCAAAAGUGGUAGUCCACUAGUGAACACAUAAAUCAAAAGCUCAAUAAUUUUACAUGCUGCAACUUAUUGUACAGAAGGCAACACAAGCCACAUGAAUGUUAUGCAUUGGCACUUUUGAUUCCUUUACCAAUGAAAAUAUGUUAUGCUUGUUUCAAAUUUAGUCAGGUGCUUCAAUGUAGAGUCUUCAUGGGAUUGCUACACCAUAUUUUCUUUUUGAAACAGAACUUCCUAUAUCAUGGUCUAGUAUGUUCAUCAGGAGAUUAUUCUGGACAAAAUAUAUGAUGCAGUUAUAGGUGCCAGUUCAUGAUUAAAAUUUGAGCGAGCUGUUGACACCAUCUCUGCAUAAAGCAUUAAUUGUUUGCUGAUGCGUGAUAUCGGUAUGGGUGCUGAAUUGCGUAGCAUUCUGGAAAAUUGACCUCCCAUUUUCCAACACCUUAUCUGUAAUAGGGCUAGCAAGCUUGUGCAGGUAUUAUAUUAAAGGUUCACUUUUGAUUAAUUUCCUACAAGGAAGUCUUUUCCACAGUGGGUUCAUGUCAUAAAUUUAUGUAUAUUUUGUUAAAGCAAUUUAAAAGAAAAAGGGUAAAUGAUGAAGCCAUGCGAUACCAUCUCAUAAACGUGUUAUACUAUGUGUUACAUACAAAUAUUGUAUAAAAUCAAGGGGAUAUUCAUGCAUUUUUGGGGUAUCUUAAUUUUUUUUCAAUUUUUUAAUUCAAGAUUGGGGUCUACAUGUACCUUAGCAUUCCACGUAGUCACUUUAAGUAGCUGUAAAGUGUUUUUGAUUAACUGUUGAUGUAGUUCAGUCAAUGCUUCACAACCAAUAGUUCACAGUGCUCUGUUGGGCAUAAGAGCUUUCUCAGGUUGGCUGCAGGGUCAGUCAAAGUAAUAUCCAAUUAGAAAAAAAAUGUAUCUGAUGUUUUGUCGUAUAUCUUUGAUUUGAUUCAACUCAACUGUUGUCAUAUCAAUUGCAAUUCAAUUUUACCCCAAGGUAAAAGUGAACAAUUUUUAUAAUCACAUGGUAAGGAAAUUUCAGUAUGAAAAUACUGAGGAAUGAGGGUAUGUCUGGGCCUUAUACGCUUGAUUUUCAUGAUAGUGGAGCGUUGUGGCCCAGUGGAUUAGUCUCCGGACUUUGAAACAGAGGGUCGUGGGUUCAAGUCCCAUCCAUGGCGUAAUUUCCUUCAGCAAGAAAUUCAUCCACUGUGUGCUGCACUCGAAAUAAGUACCGGCAGAAGUAAUUCCUAAAAAAAGCUGUGUGCGCCUGAAUCGGUUGCCUAGCUUAGCCGGGGUAAUAAUAGCAGUGCCUUUUUAAAGCGCCAUGAGCACCGAAAGGGGAACCUGCACGCUAUAUAAGUAGGCACCAUUAUUAUUAGUAUUAUGAUUGAUUAAUAAGCUUUGUGUUAGGGUCCCCUGGAGGUCGUGUUAUGAAUCAGAGCAUCACCAUCCAUUUGUUCUGUUUUCUUUAUAGUCUGCUACUUUUAUCAUAAUUUUUCUCUAUUUAGAAUACUGCAGUGUAGGAUAAAAACCUAGAGUGGGCAUCUAGAGUUUUAGAAGCACUGACCUAGGUUACCAUGGUACACUGUAAUUACCAACUGUAAAUGGUAAAUUUUUGUGACAUUGGGCCAGAAACAAUAUUACAUGGGUUAUACAACCAUCUCCGGGUUCCCGUAACACAAAGGUUAGCGAUUGAUCAUACACUUGAUUUUAAUUAUUGAUUUGUACAGUACAUUGUAGUCAGUUGUAAAGAUAUUCUUCGCCAAUGACUGCUAAGAUUUGUAUUAUGGGCCCCUGGUCAGAAGUUGGGUUGCAAAGUAAAAUUAAGAACAUCAUUUCACUUUUAUAGAGUGCUUUUAAGCACAUAAAGCUUUUCAGAUGUUUUUAAAUACAUCUGAAUAUGUGCUUUACAGAUAUCGUAGAUUAUUACCCCUGUCAUACAAUCCCAACAUGCCCGAACACAAUGUUGCACUUUCUCCACUCCCUCUGGAGCAUUCCAGAAAGAGUUUCAAGACUCAAUUGCAAGACAUACUGCAUAGGCUUUUCAACCUUACUGGGAACUCAUUUAACAACUUGGUGGAGAAUUGCAAAGAGUGGAGUGCCAAAAGACAAGAGGCAUCUGUCUACUUGAACAGUAAUAAUAAUUUUGUGUGAGCAGAGGCAGUGAGAUACAAGACAUCAUAACGCAUAGGAACUCUAGUUGCCUCACUGCAGACAAAUCACUUUCUCUUUGAAAAAUAAUAAUUUCUUUGAGUUAAACCGUAUGUCAGUUUAUCAACUUAUCUUACAAUGCCUUGACUAAAAAUUUUACUGAACUACCACCAUGCCUGAAUGAGGCUGUGCAACUGUACAAAAUGAGUUCUACAUGAACCUGAGUUUAUCUUUGUAUAAGUUUUCACUGUGUAUAGAUAUGCCAAUGAGUUUGUAUAAUCCACUUCAUUGGAUCAUGAAAUGAAAGCUUUAUGAAAACUUUGUAAUAAUAAUUGGAAAAAAAAAUAUCUUUGAAAAAUACAUGUACAUAAAAGUAACUGAGUAAACUUGUUUUGUGUCUUUUGAAUCGAGAAUCGUGUUCCUUUUUAAAAUUUGUUUGAUAUACACUUAAUAAGUUAUAUUAUACAGAA
Lytechinus variegatus (green sea urchin) is the source of this 4897-nucleotide messenger RNA. Its product is annotated as nuclear pore complex protein Nup54-like. Gene Ontology annotation, molecular function: structural constituent of nuclear pore. Gene Ontology annotation, cellular component: nuclear pore; nuclear pore central transport channel. Lineage: Eukaryota; Metazoa; Echinodermata; Echinoidea; Temnopleuroida; Toxopneustidae. The record is from RefSeq and is a predicted model, not a curated record. The coding region runs from base 36 to 1706 and encodes 556 amino acids. Gene Ontology annotation, biological process: nuclear pore organization; NLS-bearing protein import into nucleus; protein localization to nuclear inner membrane. The transcript is spliced from 13 exons.